UCAGGUCUACUUCAAAACCCCCUCGGGGGAGCUGCAGACCGUGGUGCUCCAGGAGGCCUCAGCCAUGGCCGUGGCUCCGUCGGGAUCGUCCUGCAGCAGCCCCGUGUCCCGCAGCCCCGGCCCGGGGGGCUCCAGGAAACCCCCACCCCGCAAGGAGCGCCCGCUGCCCAAAAUCGCCCCGGCCGGGGGCAUCCUGAGCCUGAACGCUGCCCAGCUGGCAGCCGCUGCCCAGGCCAUGCAGACCAUCAACAUCAACGGGGUGCAGGUCCAGGGCGUGCCCGUCACCAUCACCAACGCCGGAGGCCAGCAGCAGCUGACGGUGCAGAACGUGUCCGGCAACAACCUGACCAUCAGCGGGCUGAGCCCCACCCAGAUCCAGCUCCAGAUGGAGCAGGCGCUGUCUGGAGAGAUCCAGCCCGGAGAGAAGAGGAGGAGGAUGGCCUGUACCUGCCCCAACUGCAAGGAUGGGGAGAAGAGGUGAGUGGGAAGCAGCACAUCCCACGGGAACACCGCCCGCCCCCGAGCCCGGCCCCAGCUCACGAGCCAGCUGUUGAAAUUAUGAUGGAAUUAUAUAAAAUUAUUGCUCCUCUCAAACUGAGGUGCAAACAA
Molecule: messenger RNA, 609 nt
Organism: Lepidothrix coronata (blue-crowned manakin)
Lineage: Eukaryota; Metazoa; Chordata; Aves; Passeriformes; Pipridae
Gene: SP2
Product: Sp2 transcription factor
Exons: 2
Coding region: 65-481 (138 amino acids)
Source: RefSeq, a predicted model, not a curated record